AUGGAUUCUCAGGGGAUCAUUUGGGUUUUUUCCACAAUUUUUCUAUGUCUCCUGUUGCAUUUUCCUUUUGAAAUAGAGGCAACAUCAAGAAAUGAAUUAUUGAAUGAUGUAUGUCAUCAAAGUCCAGAUGACAAAUCUUGCAUAAAAGCUCUGAAAUCAGACCCCAAAAUAAGUAGAGUUUCAAAUUUAAAGGGCUUAACGAAUGUUGCUCUAGGAGAAGCAAGAGAAGAAUCAAUUGCCACAAAAAAGUUCUUUAUUUCUCUUAAAGAUAGCUCUGACCCAAAAGUGAAAAAAGCUCUUAAGGAGUGUGCUAAAUAUUUUGGUGAAGCUAAGUCUAUGCUUAAUCUCGACGGACUCGAAGGUGACACUGCCAGUUUAGAUGUUCAUUACGCUCUUGAUAGUUGUGAGCAAUGCGAAAAUGCAUUAAAAGAGGCCAAUGUUCAUAUCGGAGCAAUUGCUCCUCAUAUUAAGAGAUGGAAGGACUCUUAUAAUGUUGCUUACGCAGCUGUAGUAGCUACUGAAAAUUCAGAAACUAUUACUUGA
Messenger RNA from Jatropha curcas, 543 nucleotides. RefSeq names its product pectinesterase inhibitor. The record is from RefSeq and is a predicted model, not a curated record. Gene Ontology annotation, molecular function: enzyme inhibitor activity. Lineage: Eukaryota; Viridiplantae; Streptophyta; Magnoliopsida; Malpighiales; Euphorbiaceae.